GGCAGCCGCCCCCGCCAUUUCGCAAAACAAAAAUCUCUCUCUCGUCUCUCUCAAAAGCCGGAAAAGCACAUGAUGUUGAUCAGAAAGAAACGCAAUCAUUCGAGGAGCCUGAUUCCGAGCUGACGACCGCCCCUUCUCGAAUCCUCCACCCCCCCGCCCGCCCGCUCGCCCGCUCGCCCGCUCGCUCGCGUCGAAGAAUCCCAUCGCCGGAGCCGGAGCAGCUCAUCCCUCCCCGUCCCUUCGAUCCCACGCGAACUCCAUCCGCAGGCGUCGACGAAAGCGAUCGCCGAGCCGAUAAAAAUCCUCCUCUCCGCUCUCGUCUCUGUUCCGAGGCGAUCUCUCCCUCUCUCUCUGGCUCUCUUUUGGCGUGCUUAUCCGUUGCGUUUCCGCAUGCGAUUUGGGAUUCUGAAAAGCCAUCGCGCUUUUUCCAGUCUUCUUUUUGUCUCCAUCGCUGUCCGCCAAAAGAAGAAAGAAACGCGUGACGCCACUUGUCUCGCGUCCGUUUUCCGAUUCAGGCUCGUCCGUUGAUGGUCAUCUAAGCUUCUGUUGUGGCGAGCGGGAUUAUCCGGGAGGAGGAGGUCCGCUGAAUUCCCGCUGCUCAUAUCUCGUUCUCCGCCGGCUCUCCCCCAACCAGAUUUCGACGUCGCGCGUGGAGUUCCGCCGGUGGCCAGAGAAAGAUGGUUGCCUUUGGCAAAAAGUUGAAGGACAGGCAGAUUGCAGAAUGGCAAGGAUACUACAUUAAUUAUAAGAUGAUGAAGAAAAAGGUGAGACAAUAUGCUCACCAAAUUGAGAUUGGAAUACAAGAUCGGCAGCAUGUCCUGAAGGAUUUUUCCAGGAUGCUAGAUAACCAGAUUGAAAAAAUUGUCCUUUUCCUGUUGGAACAACAAGGCCUACUUGCGAGCAGGAUAGCUAAGCUUGGUGAGCAGCAAGAAGCUCUUCAGGAGCAUCCUGAUAUAUCUCAAAUAUCUGAACUAAGAGAAGCCUAUAGAACUGUGGGACGUGAUCUUCUGAAGCUUCUUUAUUUCGUUGAAAUAAACGCAAUAGGUUUGCGUAAGAUACUGAAGAAGUUUGAUAAGCGUUUUGGUUAUCGAUUCACGGACUACUAUAUCAAGACUCGUGCAAAUCACCCUUAUUCCCAGCUGCAGCAAGUGUUCAAGCAUGUGGGAAUAGGGGCUGUAGUUGGAGCAAUUUCUCGUAACCUGGGGGAACUUCAGGACCGCCAGGGAAGCUACAUAUCGAUAUAUGACCAGCCACCUCUUCCUCUGCAGGAUUCUGUCAUUGACUUGAUGAAAGCUGCCGUGGACAGAUUAACACAUUCAACCAACUUCCUUAACUUUCUGGCACAACAUGCACUCAUUUUGCAAGAAGAGCUACCUUUUCCUGUUGAUGAACAUGUUGAAGAUCAAAGAUAUCAUUUUAUGUCACUUAUGUUGAACUUGGCCAGCACGUUCCUUUAUAUGGUCAAUACAUACAUCAUUGUCCCCACAGCAGAUGACUAUGCCCUAAGUCUUGGAGCUGCAGCAACAGUUUGUGGUAUUGUGAUUGGAGCAAUGGCAGUGGCACAGAUAUUCUCCUCGGUGUAUUUUAGUGCUUGGUCGAAUAAGUCAUACUUCAGGCCUCUCAUAUUCAGCACUAUUGUUCUCUUUGUGGGCAAUGUCAUGUAUGCUUUGGCAUAUGAUCUUGAUUCCAUAGUGGUCCUUCUUGUGGGUCGGCUUUUUUGUGGAUUAGGCUCUGCUAGAGCUGUUAACCGGCGUUACAUCAGCGAUUGUGUGCCAUUGAAGAUCCGCAUGCAGGCCUCGGCGGGUUUUGUCAGUGCAAGUGCUCUUGGGAUGGCUUGUGGUCCUGCUCUUGCUGGACUACUUCAAUACAAUUUUAAGAUUUACAAGUUGACAUUUAAUGAAGAAACUUUACCGGGAUGGGUAAUGGCUGUGGCUUGGCUUAUAUUCUUAAUAUGGUUGUGGAUCUUGUUUAAGGAACCUUCUCGUGAAGUGGAGGCAAAUGAAACACCUCAGGAAUCAAAUGCUGAACCAGUAGAGGGUGAUGCACUGGAGAAUGGUAUAAAAAAACCAUUGCUUAUCAGCUCAGAAAGAAUGGAGCAAGAUGCAGAUGGUGACAACGAAUGUGAAGGAAGCGACGAAGCUCCUGAAGAAUCCCACCAAGCAGCAACUUCACUUCAAUCAGCUUAUAGGUUAUUGACACCUUCUGUUAAGGUACAAUUAUUGAUUUAUUUCAUGCUAAAGUAUGCAAUGGAGAUACUACUUUCAGAAUCGAGUGUCAUUACCACAUAUUACUUCGGUUGGUCCACAAGCAGUGUUGCCAUAUUCUUGGCAUGCCUUGGCCUGACAGUUCUCCCCGUAAACAUUGUUGUCGGAAACUACAUUUGUAACAUGUUUGAAGACAGGCAAAUUUUAUUGGCAUCUGAAAUUGUGGUUUGCAUUGGCAUACUCCUAAGCUUCCAUGUAUUCAUUCCCUACUCCAUUCCACAGUAUGUCAUUUCGGGACUCAUCAUGUUCGUUUCUGCCGAAGUGCUGGAAGGUGUCAACUUGUCGCUACUAUCUCGAGUCAUGUCUUCUCGGCUUUCAAGAGGAACAUACAAUGGCGGCUUGCUUUCGACAGAAGCUGGUACCAUCGCUCGUGUUGUAGCAGAUAGCACCAUAACUCUGGCUGGGUACUUGGGCGACAGCAAACUGUUGAAUGUCACCCUGCUUCCUUCGCUCAUCAUAUGCAUCUCAUCCAUCAUCGCCACUCUCUGCACCUACAAUUCUCUCUACUAGACUCCUCUCAUGUAAAUAUGUCCGCGUAUGUUUUUACGCUUUCUUAAUCUCCCCCCACCCCCUAUAUUUCUCCUCAUCUUUUUUCUCCAACUUAUUUUUAUUCUUUGGCAUGUAGAAUUCUAUAAUUGAGAGUCUUAUGGACUUUCAUUCCAUAUUGGAUUGCAAUAAGUUUUGAACCAUUGAUGUCAAGAAGGUUAAGUGCAGAACAAUUUGGAAAUUAGAAUAUAGAUCAUUUCUCUAGUA
This is a messenger RNA of Eucalyptus grandis, 3017 nucleotides long. Its product is annotated as SPX domain-containing membrane protein At4g22990. The coding region runs from base 678 to 2774 and encodes 698 amino acids. The transcript has 11 exons. NCBI's taxonomy places the organism in Eukaryota, Viridiplantae, Streptophyta, Magnoliopsida, Myrtales, Myrtaceae. Gene Ontology annotation, biological process: transmembrane phosphate ion transport from cytosol to vacuole. Gene Ontology annotation, molecular function: transmembrane transporter activity. Gene Ontology annotation, cellular component: plant-type vacuole membrane. The record is from RefSeq and is a predicted model, not a curated record.